This is a messenger RNA of Syngnathus typhle (broad-nosed pipefish), 4338 nucleotides long. Its product is annotated as R3H domain-containing protein 1-like. Gene Ontology annotation, molecular function: nucleic acid binding. The transcript is spliced from 27 exons. The record is from RefSeq and is a predicted model, not a curated record. The coding region runs from base 354 to 3491 and encodes 1045 amino acids. Lineage: Eukaryota; Metazoa; Chordata; Actinopteri; Syngnathiformes; Syngnathidae.
GACAGCUCCCAGCUGGCCCGGCCGGUGUUAGCUCUAAACACUGACAGCUUAGCCCCGAAUCGCCGUCAAUUCUGAUAUUGCGUCUUUUUAUUUUACCGUAAAGAGCAUGGCCCGAAAGGAAACUUUAAAUAUGCAAGCUUAGUAAUCACGUUAGCUGCUGGUCAGCAGGGGUCAUGAGGGUGUCUGGGCCCCCGGUUGCCAUGCAGAGCGACUGAAGCAGGCAUGGACAAGAAGUCUCCGGCAGGAUCGGUAGGCCUUGUUGACUUCCCCCGACAGCUCAUCCUUUGCCGCGACCUUCACCGCUGGCUACGCAGGUUCUCACACUUUGCCAACAUUGCCAGUAAGACUUUGCCAUGAGAAUGUCUGAUAAAGUAGACUUUGAAACAACGAAGGUGUCCGAAACUGCCAACGCUGAGGCGUUUUCAAAAGAUGAUGCCACCCAGUCGGAGGUUUCUGAUGAAGGCAGCAAAGAAAAUGCUGGCAACAUCGCCGCAAUGGAAGCCAAGCCCGUGAAGUACUUGAAGCCUAAGACCAGGCUAAAGCUCGUUCGGAGCCUGGCAGUAUGUGAGGAGUCCUUCCCUUGUCCAAUUCUUGAGCCUUCAGCUUCACCUCAGGAUGAAAGCCUCCUUCGGAUGUUGGAAAAGGAUGAUGGAGCCGCACAAAACCAGGCUCAGAAAGAAGUCGUUUGCGACAAGGUGAACAAAGCUGACAGAACGCAGAGGAAAAUGCUGUGCAGAGAUUCCAGUCAAGACUACACUGAUUCAACAGGAAUAGAUCUUCAUCAGUUUUUAGUGAACACGUUAAAGAGCAACCCCAGGGACCGAAUUAUGCUGCUGAAACUUGAGCAAGACAUCUUGGAUUUCAUCGGCAAUAAUGAAAGUCAAAAGAGAACGUUCCCGCCCAUGACGUCCUACCACAGGAUGUUGUUACACCGUGUGGCUGCCUACUUUGGCAUGGACCACAAUGUGGACCUCACUGGCAAGUCAGUUGUGAUCAACAAAACUACCAACACAAGAAUCCCCGAUCAGAAAUUCUCCGAGCACAUCAAGGAUGACAGGGCAGACGAUUUCCAGAAACGCUACAUUCUUAAACGAGACAACUCCAGCUUUGAUCGCGAGGACAGCACGAUUCGGAUGCGUUUGAAAGCAGACAAGAAAAGCAAAUCGAUGGAGGAGCGAGAGGAGGAGUACCAGCGAGCCAGAGAAAGGAUAUUUGCACAUGAUGGUGAUCACUUCAUACUGGAUCAAAGUGCUCAGGAUGAAGACACAUGUACACGUACCCAGUACAGGCGGCAAAUCUUUAGGUCAUGGGCCGGACCGUCAGGCGCCAGCUGGCAGAGCAGCUCUGAGACAGAGACGCUGCUACGAAACGGCGAACCCCGACCCUGGAGCAGCACUGACAGCUCGGACAGCUCCAACCGCCUCGUCCCAAGGCCUGCUAUCACCAAGGCCAGCAGCUUCAGCAGCAUCUCCCCCAGCCUGGCACGAGGGGAUAGCACCGCCAGCAGUAAGAGCACCGGGAGGCUUUCCAAAACAGGUUCAGAAUCAUGCAGUAGCAUUGGUUCUUCAUCCAGUUCAAUCUCCCAUCCACACCGUUCUUUCACCGUGUCAGUCUCGUUACGGCCCAAAAUCUCUGGCACGCCUUUAAUCCACCAAGCUGCAGACACCAAAGGCCUAGCACUCCCUGACAUGAUGAUCAAGAGUGUCCCGUUACAGCCUACUACGCCUUCUGCUGAUGCAACAAAUUAUUAUGUGAUGUCACUGGAAGCUUCGGGGAUACCACCUGGCAGCAUUCUGGUGAAUCCGCACACAGGAAAACCAAUCAUUCAUUCUAAUAGCACUGCUGUAGCUUAUAGUACGGCCAGUGUUGCAGCUCCUGCCGGCAGGGGCCCCCACCAAGGGAAGAUGCUACAGCAGCCAACCUCUGCUGCAAGUCAGCAACAGCACAUCAAUGCCCUCCACUCCCAGCCGAUGUGUCAUCCAUUCCAGCCGUCUUCAGAGCCUGUUCACAACCCAACAGUCUCUUACCAUCUUCCUCCUCAGUUCCCACCAGCUAACCAACAAUACUCUGUGCCUGAAAUGCUCAACAACCAAUUCAGUCACAUGACUCUGGCACAGCAGCCCCCCAGCAACGGUGGAGCGCCGGCCGCAGACCCCCGCCAUUAUACAGCAGUGUACCACCAUCCUGCCCCUGUAGUGUUGCAUGGAGCACACCAGCAAGUUUCUAACUACAUGGUCGCAGGACCCACAGGGGGGCACCCAGGGAUGCUCCAAGGCCAGCCUGGACCCCACCACAGCUACCCCAGCAGCAUGACUGGUUAUGCAGCUUGUCCUGGGUCCACUCUGAACCAGCAGCACACCUUCAUUCAUCAGCCAGUCCAGCAGAUAUCCACAUGCUACUGCUCAUCCACCCAGCAUCCUCACUGCUCCAGCCAGCAGCAGCAGCAGCAGCAUUACCGUCCGCCUGUAAACCAUUCGCCGCAUAACAGCCCUCACAGCCAAACCUUGGCCCAGCAGCAAGUGCACCAGCCUGUGAUGUCAAGCCCAGCAUCUUACCAGACUAUAGUGGGCAUGCAGCCAACACUCAACAUUGCUCUCACUGGUGUCCAGCAAAGCAGCAUUAGCAGUCAGAUGCAAGGCAUGAUGGUCCAGUACUCUCCAAUGCAGUCUUAUCAGGUGUCCUUGCCACAGCAUACGGGGCCAAUGUUGGUUUCGUCAUGCCCGCCAGGACAAGGUGCGGUAGCAGUCGCUGGUGUCCAGCCCUGCUACAGCCUUCUCGCUGCUCCGAACCAGCACACUACCAUGAGUUCCACUGUGAGUUUUCUGCCCUCCCCAAUGAUGGAGCAGCUCAAUUUCCCUCAGAACUCAUCUUCCUGUGUUGCCCAGCAGAACACAGGGUUGUUGCCGCCGGCCCCCGGCAGCAGUAUGAUGAUGCUGCAAAUGGCAGCUCCCCCCUGCCAGCAGCCCCAGGCGUCCUCCCCCUGCCAACAAAAGCAACCCACUCACAAACACCUGGGCCCCGAGCACCACCGUAGCCGCCGAGCAACUGAUCACCCGCUGCCGUCUGACAACCUGCAGAGCAGCCUGCCCUCAUCCCCGAUGCUCGCGUCCUCAUCGGGACCAUCGCCCAACAUGAAAGGCAUCUCGUCCAUCCCCGUCAUGGCUCACCAGCAACAACUGCAGCUCCCUACAGACUUCUGUCACACUGGACCCGGUGAAGCCCACUACUCUCUCUUGGGCCAGCCUCUGCAGUACAAGCCGCUCAUCCACACCGCACAUAUGAUGACCAAACAUCAGGGUCCACUGGGAGUUUGGCGCAGUGGGCAUGGAAGGAAGGCGGGCAGAAAAUCUUUACCUUCAGAUCACAGUGUAGGUGAAGCAGCAGUGAGCGGCUGUCCUCGGGAGGAAACCAGCGAGACAGACUCUCAAAAUCUCCUGGCACAAGUCUGCAAAAAGGGUGAAUUGACGCAGCGUCAGCCCUGGCUGUGCUAAAGCCAGCCUCGCUCCUCUCUACCUGUGCCGUGGCUCAACCAGACACUUUGCGUUACCACAGCAGCCCGCGGGCCCAUUUUUAACCCAGGAGUCACUCACCCAGACUUCAGGGGGAGCUGUGUGAUCAAAACAGCUCGGAGCUGCUUAGUUUUUGGUGCAGCCACCAUGUUGUUGAACCUCCAGCCUCUGCUGCCUCACUUUGGAGUGUUUCAACAUCUCCCAAACCUACAUCAGUAUAAUGGUUUGAACAGUGAAUGUUUUCUUGUUACUUACCCCCCCUCGAUUUAGCCAACAGGUCUGUGCAGGUUACAGUGUGUUUGUAAAUCAGAUUUUGACUCCAUCUUAAUUCACAACCUUAUUCACAAGGUAAAUCAUGAGGUAUUCACUGUUGCUGUUCACAAUUGUACAUUUUUGUGAAGAAUGUAGAGCUUUAUCCACCAUUUUGAAAGAUUGCAGUGCUUUUUUUUUUUUUUUUAAUGAACAGGUCAAGCCAAAUUAAGCAACUUGUAAAAAGUAAGAUUUAACACUCGUGAUUGGAGCAAUUAUCCAUUUGAGCCCAAACAUUCAACACCCGAGUGUAUGUCUACUUCAAGUCAGUGUUGCAUUUGCACUGAAGAUCUGAUUGGUGUUGAAUGCCUGUAACCUAGAUUUAUAUUUUAAGGAUGACCUUUAUUGCACUCAACCAGCACAGUUUGAUUGUUUUAAAUUCAAAUGAUUAUAUGCACACGAAAAAUGCAAGCGUUUAGGUACGUGGCUUUUUUGGGAGAGUGAGGGGAAUUCUUGUUUGUUUCACUCACUGUUGUGUUUUUUGUGGUUGUUUAAAAUAAUAAACGUUUUCACUCCACAA